AUUCUUGUUAACCCAACAGGCAAACCACACGCUUUCCGGGGGGUCGAUUGGGUCGUUGAGCUGAUGAAUUUAUUCACCAAGGACACUUACGGUGGAGACGGCUCCAAUUACACAAAGGACCGGGUUAUCACCGAGUCUCCCAAUGUCCUGGUGUACCGAAGUUGUGCUCGCAAUGCAGAGCACAAUUUUUAUCUCUCCGGCCUCUCGUCAGCUCACGGAAAGAAGAACCUCAAAUUAACAUUCAGUGCUCUACUCAAAAACAUGGAUGAAACGAGGCCGCACGAGCGACGUGAGGGUCGGAAGUCCGCGCAUUGCGUCCGAGAUAUGCUGAGUAAGGGAGUGGGGUUGAUGCUCGGCGGGACAAGUGAUGUCGACGACGCCGACAGUACAGGACUCGGACCACCUCAGGAUGGCGUAGAUACAACUGUUGAUGCAGCAGAUCUUAGCCUCGAUACUGCAUUGUAA
This is a messenger RNA of Fomitopsis serialis, 465 nucleotides long. RefSeq lists its product as uncharacterized. The record is from RefSeq and is a predicted model, not a curated record. Lineage: Eukaryota; Fungi; Basidiomycota; Agaricomycetes; Polyporales; Fomitopsidaceae. The transcript has 2 exons. The annotation marks the transcript as partial.